Capsicum annuum is the source of this 1205-nucleotide messenger RNA. Its product is annotated as endonuclease 2. Lineage: Eukaryota; Viridiplantae; Streptophyta; Magnoliopsida; Solanales; Solanaceae. The record is from RefSeq and is a predicted model, not a curated record. Gene Ontology annotation, biological process: DNA catabolic process. The coding region runs from base 265 to 1134 and encodes 289 amino acids. Gene Ontology annotation, molecular function: endonuclease activity; nucleic acid binding. The transcript is spliced from 9 exons.
UACAAAGUGUUGGUUUAUGUAUGUAGCCAAAUGUGAACUAAAAUUCAUUUAAAUCAAGCUUGUCCUUUUGCAGCAAUUAAACAAAUGUCAGUAUCUUUAUUUGAUUGCCUCGUUAAUAUUUCUUGAUCUUUUUCCCAUGUAUUCAUAUAGUAGUUCACAUUAGCCAUUUAUGGUUAUUUAAUUUCCUUUAUUGCCUUAUUUAUAUAUAGUACUACUAAAAAGUAGAUGUGAAUUUGGUUACUUUGAGUUUGAUAGUAUAGCAAAAUGGAGUUACACAAAUUUCAUGUACUUUUGGCUAUGGUGUUUGUCUUGUUUCUUGUUCCAGUAGUUCAUGGUUGGGGACUUGAUGGCCAUUAUUCUGUUUGCAAGAUUGCUCAGUCAAGAUUGAGUAAAGCUGCUGCAAAAGCAGUGGAGGAGUUGUUGCCACAUUCUGCAAAUGGUGAUUUAGCCAGUGUGUGUAUAUGGGCGGAUCGUGUUAAAUUCCGCUAUCAUUGGUCAUCGCCUCUUCAUUAUAUCGAUACCCCUGAUAAACUUUGCACUUACCGGUACAGCAGGGACUGUAAAGAUGAAGAUGGAGUUGCAGAUAGAUGUGUAGCUGGAGCAAUCAACAAUUACACUAACCAACUCCUAACUUAUAACAAAGGCAGUGGUCAGGCUUCAACAUAUAAUUUGACAGAAGCACUUCUCUUCCUUUCUCACUUUAUUGGGGACAUUCAUCAGCCAUUGCAUGUGGGAUUUACUUCAGACAGAGGAGGCAAUACAAUAGAUGUUCAUUGGUACAGAAGAAAAGCAGUUCUUCAUCAUGUCUGGGAUACCAACAUAAUCGAAACUGCAGAAGAACGAUAUGAUGAUUCUAACGUAGAUGAACUUGUUGACGCACUUCAGAAGAACAUCACGACAGGAUGGGCAGACCAAGUAGAUUCAUGGGAGAGCUGCAGUGGCAACAUGACAGCAUGCCCAGAUAUAUAUGCCAGUGAAGGUAUAAAAGCUGCUUGUGACUGGGCAUAUAAAGGAGUCACUGAAGACUCUACAUUAGAAGAUGACUAUUUUCUCACCCGUUACCCUAUAGUCCAAUGGCGCCUAGCUCAAGGUGGAGUCCGUUUGGCUGCUACACUUAACCGCAUAUUUGAAUGACAACAUGUUGUAAUCUCAGAAAACAUCGACUACAUUGUCACUUGAAUGAAGACAUCAUUGUAUUUUAGUAA